AUACGUUGCUCUCAUUCUUGUUCUUUUACGAAAAUUCAAAUUCUCACCAUGGUUGACGAAAUUACUACAGCACCUGCUCCUGCUACGCCAGUGAAGAAAUCUCCGGCGAAAAAAGCAGCAUCCAAGCCUAAGACUGCUAAGCCUAAAAUUGCCAAAGCCGCUCAUCCACCAGCAUCUCAGAUGGUUCUGACCGCGGUUAAAGAGCUUAAGGAACGCAAAGGAUCUUCUCUGCAGGCCAUCAAAAAGUUCAUUGCUGCUAAGUACUUAGUUGACCCAAAAUCUCAGGCCCAUUUCAUCAAGAAAUAUCUGAAAUCUGCCGUGGCUAGCGGUGCUUUGGUUCAGACCAAAGGGGCGGGAGCUGCUGGAUCUUUCAAGUUGCCAGUAACAAAGAAAGCUGCUGCUCAAGGCAAACCAAAAGCGCUAAAACCAAAGGCCCCGAAAACGAAAUCUAAGCCUUCUGGUGCCAAGAAGGGCCUCAAGAAAGCUGUUGCUCCUAAGACCAAGAAAACUAUUGCUCCCAAAGCCGCAAAAGCAGCAAAACCAAAAACUGCUGCUAAGAAACCUGCCAUCAGCAAGAAAACUGGCAAAGCUCCCACUUCCAAGCCCAAGAGCCCCAAGGCCAGGAAAGUUCCAGCUAGCAGAGGCACACCCAAAAAGUAAAUUUCAAUCCUGAUUGUAACAUUUUUAACAAUCGGCCCUUUUCAG
Messenger RNA from Belonocnema kinseyi, 705 nucleotides. RefSeq names its product histone H1A, sperm-like. Bases 49 to 660 code for a protein of 203 amino acids. Lineage: Eukaryota; Metazoa; Arthropoda; Insecta; Hymenoptera; Cynipidae. The record is from RefSeq and is a predicted model, not a curated record. Gene Ontology annotation, molecular function: nucleosomal DNA binding; structural constituent of chromatin; double-stranded DNA binding. Gene Ontology annotation, cellular component: nucleus; nucleosome. Gene Ontology annotation, biological process: chromosome condensation; nucleosome assembly; negative regulation of DNA recombination. The transcript has a single exon.